AUGAAGUUCCUCCAGACCGUGACAGCCUUCCUGCUGCCACUCGCAGCUUUGGCCGCAAAGAAACCCUCGACCGACAAGUUCGCCGACUACCGAUCGCAACAGCUGUCGGCUGCCGCUCCCCUCAAGCUCGACGACAAUGAAUACUCCAAAUUGACCUCGUCUCCCCGCGACUACUCGGUUGCCGUCCUCUUGACUGCUCUCGAGGCCAGAUUCGGAUGUGCCAUCUGUCACGAGUUCCAACCCGAGUGGGACCUGUUGGGCAAGUCCUGGGCCAAGGGAGACAAGAAGCAGGAGUCCAGACUCGUCAUGGGCACCCUCGACUUUGUCAAUGGCCAGAGGACUUUCCAGUCUCUGCAGCUCACCACUGCUCCCGUCUUGCUCUACUUCCCUCCCACCACUGGUCCCGACGCCAAGCCCGACACUCAACCUCUCCGCUUCGACUUCACCACUGGUGUCAUUGCUGCUGAGCCCGUCCACACCUGGCUCGCUCGCCAUGUCGCAGGCCCAACUCCCCCCCUCUCCCGCCCGGUCAACUACGUCAAGAUCAUCACCACCACCGUAGCCAUUCUCGGCACCAUCACCGCCUUCACAGUCGCUGCUCCCUAUGUCCUCCCCAUCCUCCAAAGCCGCAACCUCUGGGCCGCCAUCAGCUUGAUCGCCGUCCUCCUCUUCACCAGUGGCCACAUGUUCAACCACAUCCGCAAGGUCCCCUACGUCGCAGGCGACGGCAAGGGCGGCAUCUCCUACUUUGCCGGUGGUUUCCAGAACCAGUUCGGUCUCGAGACUCAGAUUGUUGCUGCCAUGUACGCCAUUCUUGCUUUCGCAACCAUUUCUCUCGCUCUCAAGGUCCCUCGUAUGACGGACCCUCGCGCUCAGGGUGUUGCUACACUGGCCUGGGGUCUGGUCAUGUUCGCCAUGUACAGCUACCUCCUCAGCACUUUCCGCAUCAAGAACGGCGGCUACCCCUUCUGGCUGCCUCCCUUCUAG
Aureobasidium namibiae CBS 147.97 is the source of this 987-nucleotide messenger RNA. RefSeq lists its product as uncharacterized. The transcript has 3 exons. Gene Ontology annotation, cellular component: oligosaccharyltransferase complex. Lineage: Eukaryota; Fungi; Ascomycota; Dothideomycetes; Dothideales; Saccotheciaceae. The record is from RefSeq and is a predicted model, not a curated record. Bases 1 to 987 code for a protein of 328 amino acids.